AUGAUAGCUAUUUCAUAUCUAUUAAUAUAUGACUUUGUUUCAACUAAAUUAACAGUUCCUGAAGUCUGGUCUAUGUUAGGAUAUGUAUCUGCAGCUUUAGCCAAAUUGUAAUAAUAGAAGCAGCACUACAAUAAUAUAAAUCCAAAGGGAAUCUUUAGAGUCUAUACAAUUGAAUAAUUGUAUGUAUAUAAAUUAGAGGAUCCUUUUCUAUUUCAUAAUUAAAUAAUGAAGAACUUUUGCAGUCCAAUAUUUUAUUACAGUAUACGUUUAGAAUUAUUUUAAAAUUACACUAAUUUGAUAAUAAUUAUAAGAUAUGAUUAACAAAGAGAAUUUAAAAAAUUAGAGAUUAAAAUGCUUAUCACUUUAUAAGACUCAUCCAGAACAUGA
Messenger RNA from Paramecium tetraurelia, 387 nucleotides. RefSeq lists its product as uncharacterized. Lineage: Eukaryota; Ciliophora; Oligohymenophorea; Peniculida; Parameciidae. The transcript has 2 exons. The record is from RefSeq and is a predicted model, not a curated record.